AGUCCGCAGUUGUCGGAUCUAAAUUUGUACUGGAAAAAGCGAUCGAUCCCGACGUUGGUUCAAAUAGUCUCCAGAGUUAUUCUCUCAGUCCCACAAAUAAUUUUGUUUUGAAACAAGAAAAUCAGGCGGAUGGAACUAAAAAGGUCGAGAUGGUUUUACAGAAGCCUCUCGAUCGAGAGCAACAGGAGCAAAUUUCACUGUUAUUAACGGCGAAAGACGGAGGACAGCUGCCCAUGUCAGGGAAGAUACAGAUCAUCAUCACCAUAUUAGAUGCGAACGACAAUGCUCCAGUUUUUACCAAAUCAGUUUAUAAGGCGUCGAUAACAGAAAAUUCACAGAGAGGGACAAGUGUUGUGACCGUUAGUGCGUCUGACAGAGACGGAGGCUCCAACGGAGAAAUAUCAUACAUGAUCACCAACAGCCAUCGAAGAUUAUCCGAUUUAUUUCAGAUUGAUAGAAAAAGUGGAGAUGUUACCUUGAUUGGUGAAAUAGAUUAUGAAAAAGCUCAAUUAUAUCAAAUAGAUAUUGGAGCUGUUGACAAUGGUGGACAGUCUGAUUCCAGUAAGAUUGUGAUAGAUGUUAUAGACAUCAAUGAUAACAAUCCGCAAAUUAAUUUACUUUCUAAAUCAGAAAGCAUUUUCGAAGAUGCACCUGAGAACACCGUAAUAUCCAUGAUGAGUGUCAGUGAUCCAGAUUCUGGGAGAAAUGGUGACGUGAAAUGUAGAAUUAAAGGUGACGUCCCUUUUAAAAUACAAAAUACACUGAAUGGGUUUUAUAGUUUGAUAACAGAAGCAGCUUUGGACAGAGAGGUCGAGUCUCAUUAUAACAUCACAGUGACCUGCUCUGAUGAGGGAGUGCCCUCCCUCUCCAGCAGUGUCACUCUGACCUUACAGAUCUCAGAUGUGAAUGAUAACGCGCCUGUCUUUGAGAAGAGCUCAUAUGAGGCCUACAUUGUAGAAAACAACACACCAGGCCUCUCUAUAUUCACAGUGAAAGCCACAGACGCUGACUGGAACCAGAACGCGCAUGUUUCUUACAUACUGGAGGACUCCUCUGUUAACGGAGUGUCCGUCUCCUCAUAUGUGUCAGUUAGUGCUGAUAAUGGAGUCAUCCACGCAGUGCGCUCUUUGGACUACGAGCAGAUCAAGGACUUCCAGUUCCGCGUCAAAGCGCAGGAUGGAGGCUCCCCUCCACUCAGCAGUAACGUGACUGUGAAAAUAGUGAUCCAGGACCAGAACGACAACACCCCUCAGGUUCUGUACCCGGUCCAGACUGGAGGCUCUGUGGUGGCUGAGAUGGUUCCUCGUUCAGCAGAUGUGGGCUAUCUGGUGACUAAAGUAGUGGCUGUUGAUGUGGACUCUGGACAGAAUUCCUGGCUCUCCUAUAAACUGCAGAAAGCCACAGACAGGGCGCUGUUUGAAGUGGGUUUACAGAAUGGAGAAAUAAGAACUAUCCGCCAAGUCACUGAUAAAGAUGCUGUCAAACAAAGACUGACUGUGUUCGUGGAAGACAACGGGCAGCCCUCUCGUUCAGCUAAAGUCAUUGUUAACGUGGCGGUGGCGGACAGCUACCCUGAAGUGCUGUCGGAGUUCACUGACUUUACGCACGACAAGGAGUACAAUGACAACCUGACUUUUUACAUAGUGCUGGCUUUGGCUGUAGUUUCCUUUCUCUUCAUCACGUGUUUAGUGGUUAUUAUAUCAGUGAAAAUCUACAGAUGGAGACAGUCUCGCAUCCUGUAUCACUCCAGUCUCCCGGUGAUUCCAUAUUAUCCACCACGUUACUCAGACACUUUGGGGACAGGGACUCUGCCACACGUGUACAACUACGAGGUGUGCAGGACGAAUGACUCCAGAAAGAGUGACUGUAAGUUCGGCACAGCUGGUAGUCAGAACGUGCUGAUAAUGGACCCCAGUUCUACAGGAACCAUGCAGUGGAUACAGAGUGAAAAGAACAUCCUGGAAGAACCAGAUUCUCCUCUAGAAGUUGGUCAUUUUCAUAUUUUUCGCACUUAA
Messenger RNA from Thalassophryne amazonica, 2015 nucleotides. RefSeq names its product protocadherin gamma-A1-like. The transcript has 2 exons. Gene Ontology annotation, molecular function: calcium ion binding. The coding region runs from base 150 to 2015 and encodes 621 amino acids. Gene Ontology annotation, biological process: homophilic cell-cell adhesion. Gene Ontology annotation, cellular component: plasma membrane. Lineage: Eukaryota; Metazoa; Chordata; Actinopteri; Batrachoidiformes; Batrachoididae. The record is from RefSeq and is a predicted model, not a curated record.